AGAGAUUAAGAAUUUUAUCAUGGAUCUCAAAGAUAUUAUAUCAGUUAUAUAAUGUUGAUUUGGUUAUAGAUACAUUGUAUAAAACAAAAAAGAUAAUCUCACGGCAGUUCUGACAUUGAGCUAGAUACAGAGAUAGAUACAGUUGUUAAAAUUAAACACGUUUGCCAUUGUAGAUCAUGAACAAAAGCAGUAUGCUGCAAAUACGCUUAGAAAGGCCUCUCUAUGAACAUGAAAUGCUGAAUCAAAAUUACGAUUAUGAGAAACCAAAGUCAUCCUUGAUGCAGAAUGCAAUAAACAAUAUUAAGUCAAAGAACUGGCAGUCUUGUAUAGUGUCGACAGUCCCAGUGAUACAAUGGCUCAGCCAAUACAACUGGAGGGAAGAUAUAUUGCCUGAUAUUAUUUCAGGCCUAACUGUAGCGAUUAUGCACAUACCGCAAGGUAUGGCUUAUGCGCUUUUGGGAAAUCUGCCGCCAGUAGUUGGCAUAUAUAUGGCCUUCUUUCCUGUCUUCGUAUAUUUCCUUUUCGGCACGUCCAAGCAUGUAUCUAUAGGAACUUUUGCUGUGGUUUGCCUAAUGACUGGCAAAGUAGUCACAUUUUACUCAAAUCCAUAUGUCGGACACACAUUUGCAAAUGCUACGGAUGCUGUUUUACAAAAUUUCCAAGAUGUUACAUAUGAAUAUACACCUAUGCAAGUAGCAACAGCUGUAACAUUAAUGGUCGGAAUAUUUCAGAUAAUAAUGUAUACAUUCCGAUUAGGCAUUGUAACGACUUUGCUGAGUGAAACUUUAGUGAACAGUUUUACAACAGCAGCUGCUGUUUAUGUUUUAAUAUCUCAAAUCAAGGAUCUUCUUGGUUUAAAAUUGCCAAAGCAAAAAGGUUACUUCAAAUCGAUUUUUACUAUUAUAGAUGUAUGUACAGAAAUAAAAAAUAGCAAUAUAGCCGCUGUAACUGUAUCGACUGUAUCAAUUAUUAUUCUUGUUGUCAACAAUGAAUAUCUAAAGCCAAGAAUCAGCAAAAAAUACAGCAUACCAAUACCCAUUGAACUUAUUGCAGUGGUUGGUGGAACAUUAGUCUCUCGAUAUUGUGAUUUACCAAAAAUUUAUGAUAUUGAAACCGUUGGGCAUAUUCCUACGGGAUUACCCAAGCCAGAAGUGCCAAGUUUUGAAUUAUUACCUUUAGUGUUGAUUGAUAGUAUUGCGAUAACUAUGGUUUCGUAUACUAUCACUGUAUCAAUGGCGUUAAUAUUCGCGCAAAAGCUUAGUUACGAGAUAGAUUCGAAUCAAGAACUUCUUGCAAUGGGUUUUAGUAACGUAAUGGGUUCUUUCUUCUCCUGCAUGCCAAUAUCGGCUUCCUUGAGUAGAUCUCUUAUUCAGCAAACCGUCGGGGGACGUACGCAGAUAGCGAGUAUCGUAUCUUGCUUAUUAUUGCUUAUUAUACUUUUGUGGAUUGGGCCAUUUUUUGAGCUUCUACCAAGAUGUGUCUUGGCUUCCAUAAUAGUUGUACGUGUAGAAUUGUAUUUUAAAGAAAAUCUCGCAUUGUCAUUCAGAAAGCAUAUAAUUCUUAAAGAUUUUUUCAUGCAGGUAGCGUUAAAAGGAAUGUUUCAACAAAUCAAUCAACUCGUUAAAUUUUGGAAACUAAGCAAAAUCGAUGCUGUAAUUUGGAUUAUAACGUUCCUCGUAGUAACAUUGAUAAAUAUCGACAUCGGAUUGCUUGCUGGAUUGCUCGUGUCACUGGUCAUGAUUCUAUUGCAAGUUAUUCGACCUUAUACAUGCUUAUUGGGUCAUAUACCGCAUACAGAUCUGUACUUAGACAUGGGUAGAUACAAAGCGGCGGUAGAGAUACACGGAAUAAAAAUAUUUCACUAUUGUGGGACUUUGAAUUUCGCCAAUAAUAGCUAUUUCAAGUCCAUUGUAUACAAACUUGUAGGAGUGUAUCCGCAAAAAAUUAUUAAGUACAGAAAAAAAUUGGCCGAAGAGGGUCGUUUUUUAGAUGAGAAAAACUCCAGAGAAACAUGCGAAUUGCAAUGUAUAAUCAUGGAUAUGAGCGCGUUGAGUUACAUCGAUCCCAGUAGCGUUCAAGUCCUGCAUGUAAUCGUAGAGGAGUUCACGCAGAUGAAUAUUAAGUUUUACUUCGUCAAUUGUCCUAGUCCUAUCUUCGAAACAGUCAAGAAAUGUGACUUAUAUGUAUACGGGACAAUGUCAUUGAAAAUUUUUGCAACUAUACAGGAUGCCAUCGCUCAUUUUCAAAAUGAAAUAGCCUCAAGAUAAUGGAAAAUACAAUAUAGUUUUCUAAUAUACUAUAAUAAGAUAUAUACAGGGUGUAUAAAAAGUCUGGAAACAGUCGAAUAGCAAAGCAUUUUUGAGAAAAAUGUUUCAGACAAAAGUGGUAGGGUUUAAAAAGAUCUAUUCACUGAUCACUGAUCACCGCCAAGAUCGGGUCAAAUCGAUUUUUUUUAAUGGAACACCCUAUUUUUGAUGCCAGAAUCUAAUAGCUGGUAGC
This is a messenger RNA of Mycetomoellerius zeteki, 2499 nucleotides long. Its product is annotated as solute carrier family 26 member 10. Lineage: Eukaryota; Metazoa; Arthropoda; Insecta; Hymenoptera; Formicidae. The coding region runs from base 177 to 2267 and encodes 696 amino acids. Gene Ontology annotation, cellular component: membrane. Gene Ontology annotation, biological process: transmembrane transport. The record is from RefSeq and is a predicted model, not a curated record. The transcript is spliced from 9 exons.